Messenger RNA from Hypoxylon fragiforme, 990 nucleotides. RefSeq lists its product as uncharacterized. Lineage: Eukaryota; Fungi; Ascomycota; Sordariomycetes; Xylariales; Hypoxylaceae. Bases 1 to 990 code for a protein of 329 amino acids. The record is from RefSeq and is a predicted model, not a curated record. The transcript has 2 exons.
AUGCGGAAACUGAAAGCUGUCCUUCACAGUCACAAACGAAGCCACGAUGAGGAUACGAAGCAAGAUCGGCCAUUUCACGACCCAGAAGAUCUAGACUCUUCCAAUGGGCCCACGACAGGUGAACAGUCUAGCAGCCACGCCGAAACGAACGGCGUGAGACAUAAUGAAAAUAGUACAAAACAUACCGGCAACUCGCAUGUGCCUACGAACAGUUCUAGCCCCAGCCAAUCCACAAUCGCGGAUGCCAGUGCCAGAGACCCGCAAAAGUCUGUUAAAAGCUCACUUCAUACUAUCCAUGAGCCAAACGAAGCGAGCGUACCACAUCCAACAAGAGCUGCCCCUACAACUCACCGCACAGACGCCCAGGUACAAACUGAGGGUAUAUACGUACCCACAAGCGUGCUCAAGAGAAGACAGAAGCUUUUGGAGAUGCAGAAUAAAGAAGCAGCAGAGAUAUCCAAGGAUAUACCGAAUGGCCAACCGAAUGGCGGCUUGGCCGAGGAGGGGAAGGGGGACAACGUCGAGGAAUCGUACAAGUCUGCAAAAGACAAGAAUGUUGCAUCUGGUAUUGACACCACGGUAGAGACCGAGCAGACGACAUCUCAUGCCCCAGCUGUCACUCACGAAACUGUUCGUCCAUCCGAACAUGAGGUCGUGGAGGAGAAGAUCUACCGCGACAUCCACAACUACGACAUAUACCAUAGAAUCCAGCCAAUAUUCGAGGUGGAGGUGUUGCCUGCCCGCCACUUCGUCCCGGGACCCAACAACACCUUUGUCGAGGUGCCCGAGGACGGCCUGCCCUUUGCAGAAUGCAAAACCGCAUACAAGCAAUGGUUUGCUGACCGGAUACCGAGCGGUGCUGGCCAACAUACCAAGAUCCAUUUCGUAUCCGCUGACCCGUCAAACGCAGGUGCCGAAAGUAGCACAGACUACGGAUCUGGAUCUAUCGAUUCAGAAGUUCUUAACCGUCAGGGGUCGACGGAUACUUGA